AUACAGUUGCAUAAAGUUAUUUCCCCUUAGCUUAAGACUUUUUUCAAAUUCGUUGCUAUUAUUAUCUUUGAUGAAAUACGGAUGAAUAUUCCUGUUAGUAAUUUGAUAAAUCAAUAUAUAGAUCUAUUAUUUUAUAAGAAUGGUUAUAGAGGUUGGCUCACUUCCGCUCCAAGGACCUCUCUAACUCAUACGCAUUGCAGACUGCUCUAAAUAACAGCUUUGUCGAGAAAGGUCUAUUAUGCUACUUCAGAGCAGAGGAGCUAUUCAUGUUGAAUACAAUGUUGGAUGAUGAAAUGCGUCUGAACAAUGAAGGAGUAAAGAAGACCCUAAUAACAACUGCAGGGUACCAGGAGGGUGAUCCGGAACUCUAUUUCUUGAAUCCAGACCAGGUGUUUGAGAUGAGAAGUGGAAAGCUGGUUGAUCCAGAAAGUACAUCCAUGAUCUGGAUACCAAACUGGAAUGCUGUAAGUGCAGGCCUACCUAGAGCAGAACUGUGCCAUGUGAUACAAGUGCCAACCUCUUUGGGACCGUUCCAGGUGUUCCUUGACAAAGCCAGAGAUGUACUGUCUAACAACUUCGCUUCCAGCAUUGCUAGCAUGGGCCUCAAUGCUAAUGUGUUUAGGUACUCUUGGACAAUGAAACAUAUCCGUCACUUCAAUCUCCCCAAAUGUUGUUUGGGGUUCCCAGUGUUGGAAAACGCUAGUGGCUACAUGUGGCGCUUGGCUAACUGGAUGCCAGGAGACACAGAUCUCUUCAAGAUGCACCUUACCCUUCCUCAUACAGAGGCUUAUAUCAUCAUCCAUGCCUUUCAUCUGGGACGACCCUACCAAUCCAGAAGAAGUCGGACAACUGGCUGUUGAUCUUGGCAAUGGUGCAGUGAGAGGGAAACUGACUGAAAUGCCGCAGGUCCCACUUACCGGUUGUCUGGUGACAGCCAAUUUUGAUCUCACUUCAGUUGCAAGGUAUAGCAGCAGGCUCUGCAUCUUGAAGAUGAACCCAAAAGUUGGCCCAAAACAACCAGGGGUAGCGAGUGAAUUAGAGGCCCUAGCAGUGUCUGCGUCAGCUGCGUUGCCCAUUUUAUUACAGACUGUGUACACAAUGACACCAGGGGAGAUACACGCAACCACACGAACAUUAAUGGACACCGUGCCAUGUGACCUCCGUGUGGUGGAAGGUCUGUCAGUGCCACUGACAGCCGCGAAGAAGUUACUUGAGAGAGCAGGAAGAUCUGAAUUACUUCCGGAUGUACAAGUGUACCUGGAGCAAGUUCUGUUUCCGUACAUCAGUGAUACCAUGCCUGGUAGUGACAGUGUGCCCAACAUUAUUAUUGAGAAGAUGUUAAACUAUGAGGACCAGAUCUUCCAGAACACUGACUUGAAAGGCGAUGAGAUCAGGGUCAUCAGGGCAUUCCUCGUGGAAGUCUUGAUGUCCAGGGAAGGUGUUGAAGAGGUGGUAGAGGAAGCUGGUGUAAACAUUGCAGGAGAUGAAAAUAUAGUCACUGAAGCUGCCACGGAUGCAGUCAGUCCAGAGUUACAAAUUCAGAGAAGG
Messenger RNA from Mercenaria mercenaria, 1548 nucleotides. RefSeq lists its product as uncharacterized. The annotation marks the transcript as partial. NCBI's taxonomy places the organism in Eukaryota, Metazoa, Mollusca, Bivalvia, Venerida, Veneridae. The transcript is spliced from 9 exons. The record is from RefSeq and is a predicted model, not a curated record.